AUGAGAUUAUUUCUGCUUUCUGCUGGGUAUAUUCUACAUGUACUUUCUUGUGUGGUGGUAGCAGCCGAAGACUGUCCUCCGAUUCCCGACUUUACGGCGGUCUAUCAUUACGAUUCUGUGUGUGACAAGAAGGCUCAGAAUCGGUUUCAAGAUUCGUUGGAUCGAGGUCGGCAAGCACGUCAAUUGCAGGCGUCCGGCAUUUAUCAUGUUCCCAAUCGAUUGACCCGCCAUUGUCCCAUGGAUGUGCAAGACAUGUUGCAGCAUGACAAUGACUAUAACGCCGACAACAUUUAUCAUUAUGGAUUCAACACCAUUUGGCUGGUACACAAUACCGCCAGCACUCCAGUGGUCAUUAGUUGGGUCGAUCGCAAGAAUCAAAAGCAACUUCCAGACAGCGAUAAUAAGUACUACUAUGAAGAAGUCUCUGCCAUUGAUGGCAAGACCAGUCCUCCUCACAAAGAUCCCAACGCCAUUCUACAACCCGGACAGUGGAAAGCCAUGAAUACGUACGAUGGACACGUCUUUUACAUUCGUCGUCUUAUUGUACCAGAAAACAACAACAAUACUACCGGUAGUACAACAAGAUUGGGCCCCAUUUUGAUGCAACAUCGCGUCGGUCUCAUUCCCAUUCGCAACGUCUUUGGCCAUGCCCUCGAACAGUACUGCGAUCCCAACGAUCCCGAUUUGGAACCCAUUGUCGAAAUCAAGGAGACGCAUCAAACCCAACGUGCUCCGGAAUUCCAGCGCUCCUUACGACCCCCACUACGACCCUGCAAUACCCAAGACAUUGGAUUUCGCAAUCUCGUUGGCUGUCCUUUGAAUGUCUAUUAUUCUUCCACCUUCAACAUGACGGGGCAACCCCGUGCCGCCGGUGAAGCGUGUAGUUUUACCCCCAAGAGUUGUCAUGAACAAUUCAAAUUCCAUCUGGGAACCAAUCCUUACACCACAGAUUUUAUGUGGGCGUGGGACAGUCAAACCAAAUUUGAAGGCACGUACGUCGGACACAAUUUUGUCUUUCGAUUGCGGGCCAAUGAUGAUAUUGUCGUCGAUAGUGUCACCGUACAACCAACGUAUGUGCAAGAGUGUGCGGAAUUGAUGGAGAAUCAACAACACAAUGAUCACUUUCGAAAAUCAAUACUGGCUCGACCAAAGCGAGAAAUACGGGAAUUCGUACAUGUAUGA
Messenger RNA from Seminavis robusta, 1182 nucleotides. The record is from the annotation of a GenBank genome assembly. Lineage: Eukaryota; Bacillariophyta; Bacillariophyceae; Naviculales; Naviculaceae.